AUGGAGGACACAGAUCGCCGGCGGCCCUGGUCGCCCGACAGUUGGAGCGGCAAGGAAGACAUAACCGCCUACCUCCCGCACCAGCCCAAGUCGCUCUCGGGCAUCGCCCUGCGCUCCUUCUGCCUGGGCAUCACCUUCACCGUCGGCCUCCUCAGCACCCUCGCCAUCGUCCUGUCGGGCACCGCCUCCGCGCUCUGGCGCCUCCCCUUCCUGCUCACCGCCCUCUCCCUCUUCCACUUCCUCGAGUUCUGGACCACGGCCGCCUACAACACCCGCGCCGCCGAAGUCUCGUCCUUCCUGCUCACCUCCAACCACCCGGGCUGGGCCAUCGCCAACGCGGCCGCCCUGCUCGAGUGCGCCGUCGCCAACCUGCUCUGGCCCGGCACCCGCUGGGUCCCGCUGCGCGGCUUGGGCCCGUACCUGACGGCGGCCGGCCUGGCGACGGUCGCGGUCGGGCAGGCUGUACGCAGUGUCGCCAUGAUCCACGCCGGCCAGAGCUUCAAUCACACGGUGCAGUACCGCCGGCGAUCGGGGCAUGUGCUGGUCACGACGGGCGUGUAUUCGUACGUGCGGCACCCGAGCUACGUGGGCUUCUUUUGGUGGGCGCUCGGCGUGCAGGUCGUCAUGGGCAACGUGGUGGGGUUCGCCGCGUUUGCGUGGGUGCUGUGGAGGUUCUUCAGUGGGCGCAUCAGGCGCGAGGAGGAAGCUCUUGUUUCGUUCUUUGGGCGGGAGUAUGAGGAGUAUCGGAGGGGGGUGCCGGCCGGGAUUCCGUUAGUUCCGUAA
This is a messenger RNA of Parathielavia appendiculata, 783 nucleotides long. RefSeq names its product ICMT-domain-containing protein. Gene Ontology annotation, molecular function: protein C-terminal S-isoprenylcysteine carboxyl O-methyltransferase activity. The transcript has 2 exons. Gene Ontology annotation, biological process: C-terminal protein methylation. Lineage: Eukaryota; Fungi; Ascomycota; Sordariomycetes; Sordariales; Chaetomiaceae. Gene Ontology annotation, cellular component: endoplasmic reticulum; membrane. The coding region runs from base 1 to 783 and encodes 260 amino acids. The record is from RefSeq and is a predicted model, not a curated record.